CGUCAAAAGAGAAAAAGAAAAAGGUGACAAAAGAAAAAGGAAGUGGAGACCCUCCAUUAUUUCGUCUUCGUGCUCGGCUCAGUUUGCAAGAUAAGCAAAAACACAGUGAGGGAGGAGAGAACCCAUUUGCAUUUUCGGUGGAAAACUAUGGAGGAGAGGCCGGAAACGGAGUUGAUAUCUAUUCCAGCGACGCCGCGAGUAUCCACGCCUGAGAUACAGACCCCUUCAGGACAGAGGUCGCCAAGGCAGGCUUCCAAGGAGGCAAAGUCUUCGACCGGAUGGACGCCGACUUCGUUUAUUUCUCCAAGGUUUUUGAGCCCCAUUGGGACUCCGAUGAAGAGAGCUUUGAUUAACAUGAAGGGUUACUUGGAAGAAGUGGGUCAUCUCACUAAGCUCAAUCCUCAAGAUGCUUGGCUUCCAAUCACAGAGUCUCGCAAUGGGAAUGCUCAUUAUGCUGCAUUUCAUAAUCUUAAUGCUGGAGUUGGGUUCCAAGCUUUGGUCUUGCCUGUUGCUUUUGCUUUUCUUGGCUGGAGUUGGGGUAUAUUGUCCUUAACCAUAGCCUACUGUUGGCAACUUUACACCUUGUGGAUUUUAGUCCAAUUACAUGAAGCUGUUCCAGGAAAGAGGUACAAUAGAUAUGUGGAGCUUGCACAAGCAGCUUUCGGGGAAAGAUUGGGCGUAUGGCUGGCCCUUUUCCCAACAGUUUAUCUAUCAGCAGGAACAGCUACAGCUUUGAUUCUCAUAGGAGGAGAGACUAUGAAACUGUUUUUCCAGAUAGUUUGUGGACCUCUCUGCUCAUCAAAUCCUCUGACAACAGUUGAAUGGUAUCUAGUGUUCACAUCUCUCUGUAUUGUUCUGUCUCAGCUCCCAAAUCUCAAUUCAAUUGCAGGGUUGUCACUAGUAGGAGCUGUGACAGCCAUCACUUACUCAACUAUGGUGUGGGUGCUCUCUGUUAGCCAACAAAGGCCACCACCUAUCUCUUAUGAACCCAUUUCAUUCCCAUCUUCUGCUGCUAGUUUCUUCUCGAUCAUGAAUGCACUUGGAAUUAUAGCCUUUGCAUUUAGAGGGCAUAAUUUAGUUCUAGAGAUUCAGGCAACAAUGCCAUCAACCUUUAAGCACCCAGCUCAUGUACCAAUGUGGAGAGGAGCUAAAGUUGCCUAUGCCUUCAUUGCCAUGUGCCUCUUCCCAAUUGCCAUAGGAGGUUUUUGGGCGUACGGUAAUCUUAUGCCUUCAGGAGGGAUCCUUAAUGCUCUUUAUGGCUUCCACAGUCACGACAUUCCAAGAGGAAUUCUUGCACUGACUUUUCUUCUUGUGGUGUUCAAUUGUCUCAGCAGCUUCCAAAUAUACUCCAUGCCAGCCUUUGAUAGCUUUGAAGCUGGUUAUACCAGCCGUACAAACCGCCCUUGUUCCAUCUGGGUCAGGUCUGGUUUCCGGGUUUUGUAUGGGUUUGUCUCCUUCUUCAUAGGGGUAGCCCUCCCUUUCCUCUCAAGUCUUGCUGGCUUGCUAGGAGGACUCACUCUUCCAGUCACAUUUGCUUAUCCUUGCUUCAUGUGGGUUCUGAUCAAAAGACCUAGUAAAUACAGCUUCAACUGGUAUUUCCAUUGGAUCCUUGGUUGGUUGGGUAUUGCUUUCAGCUUGGCCUUCUCCAUUGGUGGUAUUUGGAGUAUUGUAAACAAUGGACUCAAGCUGAAGUUCUUCAAGCCCAACUAAGAAGAUUCAAAGUCCUUAUAAACAGGAUUAAUUUUGUUGAAUUCACAAGAGCACCCUCUUGUGUUCCCUUGUGUUUGUUUUGGGUUUGGAAGUUUUUUUGUAAUUGUAAGCACUUCCUGUUUUCGUAUGCCUGAAUUCAGCUGUAUCUUAUUUUUCUUAUAUUCCCCAUGAAGAAAAUUGAUGAUAAUCA
Rubroshorea leprosula is the source of this 1900-nucleotide messenger RNA. Lineage: Eukaryota; Viridiplantae; Streptophyta; Magnoliopsida; Malvales; Dipterocarpaceae. The record is from the annotation of a GenBank genome assembly.